ACUAUAACAAAACUAUUCUAUUUUGAGCUUAACAUUAAGAAAAUAAAUAAAUGUUUGUGAUAUCAACAGCAUUUCUUCUGUAGCUGCAGGAACAUUUGACUCUAAAGUUCGUUACUACUUCCAUCUUUAUCAAAGCAAGCUUCAAAAGGUGUGAAACAGCUUUUUUUGGUGUCAUUUUUGCAGCAAAUGUCUCGUUAAUGGUCAAAAAAAUAAAUAACGCAGCCGUUAUUACUGAGGAAAAUAAUAGAUUUGCAGUGAUCCCAUUUAUCUUAUUCAGAUCCAGUUGUACUUUUUUGGGAAACUAUAUAUUUCUAUGUUUCAGCUGUUAUUUACUGAAGGGUUUCUGUUACAUAAACCCAAGAAAAUCAACGUAAUUUGGAAUAUCUUCAACAAAGAUCAACAAAUUAAAAGUGACAUUCCUUCACAGACGGUCAUCUUCAAGUCAUCGUCUUCCAGCAGGACCUUUGGUUGUCCACAGGGUUCUGGCCUGCAUGACUCCAGCUCUCUUGCGGCUUCCUGCAUGAAUUGUCCCACCAAUCAUUGUGUUAGGCGAGGGAUUAGCUCCACAGAUUAAAGUAGCCAUCUCCAAACCCCUGUUAAUCCUGCCAUCUGUCAGAGAGCAGAAAAUCAGCCAAGACCGUCUCCACAAGGCUAAUUAGAAAGGCAGGAGAAAACAUUCAAAGGGGGAGAAAAGAAAUCUUAAAACUCAGACUUUUCUGUUCAAUAUUCGGUUGUAGUCCCAAUGGAGAAGACGUACCUUCUCAACUAUCCAGGAGUCAAGAAGAAAAUUCUGGCUGGAGGCCAAGGACCCAUGCCUCAUUUUCCACCUGGAACAAAGCUGGUAUUCCAUUUCCAGACGCUUUUGGACAACUUUGAACGCACCGUCAUUGAUGACAGCCGGCUGGCCGGCAGACCAGCUGAGAUCUUUGUGGGAAAGAUGUUCAAGAUGGAAGUGUGGGAGACCCUGCUGACCUCCAUGAGGGUUGGAGAGGUGGCUGAGUUCUGGUGCGACGCUAUUCACACAGGUUUGUAUCCCAUUGUGUCCAAGGGGAUGAGGCUGAUUGCUCAAGGAAAAGACCCCCUGGAGGGCCAGAAGCACAUGUGCGGCAUGGGGAACCUAUUUCACUAUCACUCCACUGGUUUCCCAGAACUCGACGAAAUCAUGAGAAAUCCUCAGCCGCUGAUUUUCAUCAUGGAGCUGCUGCAGGUUGGAGACACCAUGUCGUACCACAAAGAGUCGUGGAUGAUGGAAAAAGAUGAGAAGCUCCAGACAGUGCCGAUCCUCCACAUGCAGGGCAAUGCUCUGGUCAAGCAGAAACAGUACAGAGAGGCUGCCAGCAAGUACAAAGAGGCAGUCCUGCUGCUGAAAGUGGUGCAGUCCAGGGAGAUGCCUGGUGAUGCUGACCACAUUAACUUGGGUCGAAUGAUCGUCCCCCUAGAGCUUAACUACUGCCAGUGCAUGCUGGAGCUGGAGGAGUACUAUGAGGUGAUCGAGCACACCACCGAACUGCUGGAGAAACACAAAGACUGUGUGAAAGGAUAUUACAAGAGAGCCAAAGCUCACACUGCUGUGUGGAACGAAAAAGAAGCCCAGAGAGACUUCAAGAUGGUUGCCCAACUGGACAUCACGCUGUCCUCGCUCGUCCAGCGAGAGCUGAGGGCUCUGUCCGAGCGCAUGAAGGAGAAGUACUGGGAGGAGAAGGAGCGCUACUGGAACAAGCUGGAGAAAAUGAAGGGAAAAAGUGAAGAGGAGGAAGAGACGAGCAAACCAGAAGACCCUGAAGGUGUGACAGCAACCACCGAGGACAAACCACAAGACGCAGCAGAUAAAACUCAGACAGAGGAAGACAAAGAAAAUAAGGUUGCACCUUAUAAGGGAGGAAAGGAGGAAGAGAGCUGUUCUGCCGUCAGUCUGAGCAGCCGUGAUGAAAGUGAGGGGAAGGACUGGCAGCAGAUGUUACAGCUGAUCACGUCUCUGCAGAACGAAGGAAACCUCCUCAUUAAAGAAAGGCGCUUUCGAGAAGCUUCUUUCAAGUUCAAGGAAGCUUUGGAAUACGUGGAUGAGCUGAAAGACCGGGUGGACGAGCAGGGCGACCUCUGGCGGUCUCUGGAGAAGGUGUCUCUUCCAGUCGUUCUCAACCUCAGUCAGUGCAUGUUGGAGCUGAAACAAUACCAGCGAGUGGUGGAGCUGAAUAACCAGCUCCUGAAGAAGCACACAGAUAACUUCAAGGCGGUGUACCAGAGGGCGCGAGCACACGCCGCCCUGUGCAACGAGGACGAAGCCCACAAAGACUUUGCUCUAGUGGAGAAGCUGGACCCUAAUUUCAAGCCAUUUGUCCGUCAGGAGCUGAAAAAGAUGGGGGAAAGCGUCCGAGCCAUGCACGCCCGCCAAAACAAGACUUACUGGGACACAACAAAGGAAAAGUGGGGGCAUGAUGGAAGCGAGGUCCAACGUGCUGCCAGACAGAAAAAUGCAAAAUGUGCCUCUAAAACCACAGAGGGGAAAAAGCAAGAUGAGAAGACAGAGGACAGGAAUGUUCAAGAGGAGGAAAACUCAGAAGGAAAGUGCCGUCAUGAGGAUGACGCAGCAGCAGAUGAGAAAGAGGUCCAGAAUGAGAGAGCGGGUAAGAAGGGCUUAGAUAAAGAAAACAUAGAGAUGGUCAAGGAUCCUCAAGUUGGGCCGAGUGGAGCAGAUAAUCACUCAAGAGGCAAAGAUAGUGACUCUGCAGCCGUCAGCCCAGCCAAAGAUAAUUCCGUGAGCAUAAGAUCAGUGAGAGAUAAAGGCAAGAAGAAGGUCAAAUGUCAGUCAACCGGCACACCAAGCGCAGGGGGGACAAACCCAAAAGGCAAACGCUCCGGUGGUAAGACGGGAAGAAGAGGCAGAUCCAAGCAAUAAGUUCCUGAAUGUUGAUGACAUCAAAGAGAACACGAGGCAGCGGAAAUGGUGGAUUUACCCCUUCAGGUCCAAAUAUUAACACACAC
Molecule: messenger RNA, 2982 nt
Organism: Oryzias latipes (Japanese medaka)
Lineage: Eukaryota; Metazoa; Chordata; Actinopteri; Beloniformes; Adrianichthyidae
Molecular function (GO): protein binding; peptidyl-prolyl cis-trans isomerase activity
Source: RefSeq, a predicted model, not a curated record